Messenger RNA from Syngnathus acus (greater pipefish), 586 nucleotides. Its product is annotated as chitinase-3-like protein 2. Gene Ontology annotation, cellular component: extracellular region. Lineage: Eukaryota; Metazoa; Chordata; Actinopteri; Syngnathiformes; Syngnathidae. The record is from RefSeq and is a predicted model, not a curated record. Gene Ontology annotation, molecular function: chitin binding; chitinase activity. The transcript is spliced from 6 exons. Gene Ontology annotation, biological process: chitin catabolic process; carbohydrate metabolic process. The coding region runs from base 29 to 535 and encodes 168 amino acids.
AGACGACAAGCAUCAUUUCACACUUCUCAUGCAGGAACAGGAAUUGAGGGACCAGCUGGCGCCGCGAGGAAAACUGCUCACUGCAAGCGUCUCUGGUGUGAUUGACGACAUUGGAAAUAGUUAUGAAAUCUUGGAGCUUUCCAGAAUCGUCGACUUCUUUAAUGUGAUGACCUUUGAAGUUGACCUAGGAAAUCCACCAGAAUUUCCCAAUGCGGAAGCUGCAAUGCAGGAGUUUGUUACUGCGGGAGCACCAGCAAUACAGCUCAACAUGGGAAUAGCGACGUAUGGCAUUGGGGGGGAGUCGGGCCCCAUUGUCCAGAUUCCUGAUGUAUGGGCCAAAUAUGAGGUGUGCCAGGUCCACCCAACAGGCGUUUCGAUUGACAGUGACGCGACCAUUAUUGCCAAGGUUGCCUACAUCCAAACUGAAGGCUUUGGAGGAGCCUAUGUCAAGUCUCUGGACCUGGACGACUUCAAUGACAACUCCUGCAAUCAAGGGGACUAUCCUGUCAUCCAGCUAAUCAAAGACAGCUUGUAGUGCUGAGGUGACACCGUGGUGAGGUGACCCCCCUCCCCUCAUGGUGACGGG